Caenorhabditis angaria is the source of this 2423-nucleotide messenger RNA. The record is from the annotation of a GenBank genome assembly. Lineage: Eukaryota; Metazoa; Nematoda; Chromadorea; Rhabditida; Rhabditidae.
AUGAACGCUGCUGAUGAUGAAGUGAUACAAGUUAGAGAAGAUGUUCGACAAGUGGUGGGUUGAAAAAAUUAUUUUUGAAAAAAUGAAACUGCAGAAUUUUUCCAGGGAACUAGAAGAAGUCGAGAUGAUCAUGAUAUUUCGUUUGCCAAAAAAGUGGCGUUUGGUGAGUUUUUCUGGGGAAUAUUUAAAAUUAAAAAAAAAAUUAAAUUUUCAAUAAAAUCUGCUAAAAAAUUAUUUUUUAAAUAAUUUCAAAAUUGUUUAAAAAAAAUAAAUGUGAUCGCUGAAUUUUUUCACAAGUUGAAAAAGAAAAAAUUAAAAUUUUAAAAUUUAAAAUCUGCUGAAAAUUUCUCAACACUGGCAUAGUUAUAUUGAAUUCGGAAAUUAGUUUUUGAACAUGGAAAACAAUGAAAAAUGAUUUUGAAAAAUUGAAUUUCGCUAGUUGAUUUUCUCAACUUCUGAAUUUUCAAAACCUCAAAAAAAUCCUAGCUCCAAUUUUCAGGAGUCGGCCAUUUCUACAAUGAUUUAUGUGCUAGUAUGUGGUUCACCUAUCUCAUGAUAUACAUGGAAAAAGUUUUAAAAUUCCGAAGUAGUCGAGCCGGAUUGCUCAUGUUAAUUGGACAGGUGACAGUUUUAUUUAAAUUAUGUUUUUCUAUAGAAUUCCAAUUUUUCUCAGGUCACGGACGGCAUUUCUACCCCGCUUGUUGGAAUUUUUAGUGAUUCAAAUAUUCUUCCCUCAUGUUUUGAGAAAAUUGGUCGACGAUUGUCGUGGCAUCUGAUCGGUAUGUUUGAAUUUGAAACAUAUUUUUAAAGUAAAACACUUUCAGGCUCAAUUUUGGUAUCAAUAUCCUUCCCAUUUAUAUUUAACAAAUGUUUUCUGUGCAAAUCUACAACUUCAGAAUGGUUUGAAGUUCUUUGGUUUGUCCCAUUCAUUAUGGUCUUUCAAUUUGGAUGGGCAUCUGUGCAGGUUAGAUACUUUUUGAGCUUCUCACAUCAGAAAAAUGUUUUCCAGAUCUCACACCUUGCCCUGAUUCCAGAAUUAUCAUCAGUUCCAUCAAGUCGAUCAACUAUGAAUUCAUUGAGAUAUGCAUUUAGCGUGAUUGCUAAUCUUUCGGUGUUUUUCACGUUGGCCUGGUUGCUUUCGGAAUCCACUGGACAUUCUUCUAUUGGACCUUGGGAUUUUGGACAUUUUAGGGUGAGGAAUAAAUGUUUGGAAAUAAUAAAUUUAAAAGAAUCAAUCAAUAUCUGACACAAAAAUUAAAAAAAAAUAUUUCUGAUUUGAAAAAUGUCAAACCUGGUAAAACAUUUUUUGCUGAAACUGAUCCAAUUUUUCAUGUACAAUGAUCAUUCGCAAAAAACACGAUAAGUGGAAAUGUUUAGAAAUCUGAAAAUUAAUGAACAUUUUAAAUAUGUGCAAGAAAAAUGAUCCUCAACUUCUAGAAUCCAAAUUUUUCCAGUUAGCCGCUCUCCUCGCUGUCGGACUUGGUAUCAUCGUCUCCUUGAUCUUCCACAUUUUCACCCGAGAGCCUGAAAAUCGACGCCGACACAGUCGAUUGAACUCAUUCUCAUCAGACGCUUCAGAAUUGGCUAGAAUGCAGUGGACCAGCUGGUUUGGAUAUAUGCAAUUCUAUCAAAUUGCUUUGCUUUAUAUGUUAUCCAGGUUAUAUAUCAAUGUGUCACAAGUCUAUUUUCCAUUUUAUAUUACCUCAACUCAAAAUUGUGAAAAGGUUGGUUUCAUUUGAAUAUUUACUUUUUUUUUUGAAAAUUAAUAUUUUUCAGAAAUACGUUGCGAUUCUUCCAAUGAUUUCAUAUCUUUCAUCAUUUACUGUUUCAAUUAUCAAUAGUCAUCCAAAAAUCGGCGGAAUUUCGAAGAAAGUCAUUUACUGGGUCGGACUUUUAGCGGGAUUAUUAUCGUGUACCGCGAUGCUUUUUGAUCUACCUGGAUGGAAGAUUUUUGGAUUGGCAGUUGGGAUUGGAAUUGCUCAAGCGAUAUUGUUGAUUACAAGUUUAUCGAUAACUGCGGACUUGAUUAACAGGAACACGGUGAGAGAUUUUUAAAAUGUUUUUUUUAACAAAAUGUUUUUUCUUCAGGAAAGUGGUGCAUUUGUCUAUGGAGCAAUGAGUUUUCUGGACAAACUUGCGAAUGGAGUUGCAUAUCAAGUUAUCGAGUUAUGGAAUCCAACUUGCGAGUGAGUGUUUUCUUUUUUUUUUUUUCAAAUAUUACCAAUUCCAAUUUCAGCUCUUCAAAACCCCAUGAAGCCUGCGUGAUUUUCUACCGUAGAAUAAUGGUUUUUGUCCCUGGAGCAUGUUUGGUGCUCGCUGCAAUUAUUAUGAUUUCCUUGGCGCCAUUUAAAAUUGGAGAAAGAAGUCGGAGAGAACUUCGAGAUGAUGAGCAAAGAAUUUUGGAUGAAGAUCAGGAGGAGUGA